Messenger RNA from Oryza brachyantha (malo sina), 1534 nucleotides. Its product is annotated as probable staphylococcal-like nuclease CAN3. Gene Ontology annotation, cellular component: cytoplasm. Bases 92 to 1180 code for a protein of 362 amino acids. The transcript has 9 exons. The record is from RefSeq and is a predicted model, not a curated record. NCBI's taxonomy places the organism in Eukaryota, Viridiplantae, Streptophyta, Magnoliopsida, Poales, Poaceae.
CCUGUGCCACAGGCUCACAGCUCCAGAGAGUGAAGUGAAGCAGGUGCUAUAGCUGCAACUGAGCAAGAAGAAAGCAGCAGCAGCAGCAGCCAUGGGAAACAUCCUCCGUUGCUUCAAGGGAGAAGACAGCGGCGGCGAUCACUACCCCUACUACAAGCCGACCUCCAGGCCCCACUACCCGCCUCCUCCUCCUGCAGCCCCAGCUCGGCCCCAGCAGCCUCUCGGCCCCCAUGGCGUCACCCCGUCCACCGUCGGCGUCGCCGCCCUGGCUCACGACCUCCUCAACUUCGAAUCCACAUCCAUGGUUCCUGAUGGCCUCAGCCAGCACGUUGCAUCAUCCAGGAAAGCACAGGUUAAAUGGUACAAGAAUAUGUUGGAGGCGUAUAAGAAUACAACGCCACCACCAAAAACACCAGUCGAUGCUUCUCACCUAAUUGCAAGAGCCCUUCAUAUGAUCCAGAGAUCUGAUUUGGAGGGUAUUCUUGAAUUUUACAACUUUCCAAUCCCAUCGCUCCCCACAUCAUCGUCAAACCACCAGCCAUCCUCACUACCAGAGGGUGUGCAAUUUGUGCUAAAUACUUUGCCGGUUUAUGACAAGUGCAUUGGAGAUGGUGAUGGAUUUACUGCAUAUGUUUCGACAACAGAUCCAAGGGAAUCUGCAAAUGUGCCGCUAGAAGUGCAUGAGAUGGUGAUAGCAAGAACUCAAGCACGCCAAUGUAGGGAUUACCAGAGUGCUGAUGCUCUUCUAAGCAGCCUGGACGAAGCUGGAUACAAGAUAAUAUCUUGUUCAGAUGAUGAGGUCCUUGCAAGGAAAUACAGAAUCAGAAUGAGGGGAAUCGAUGCACCGGAGCUUAAGAUGCCAUAUGGGAAGGAAUCAUGGAAUGCAUUGGUAAAACUAAUUGGUGGGAAGAGCGUCAAAAUUUAUGUAUAUGACCUGGACCAGUUUGGACGCUAUGUUGGUGACAUAUAUUGCAAUAAUGUGUUCAUUCAGGAGCAAAUGCUGAAGAAUGGUCAUGCAUGGCACUUCAAGACUUACGAUAAACGACCAGAGUUUGCAAGAUGGGAGAGAGAGGCAAAAAGUGCAAACCGAGGCCUUUGGGCGUCAGGGAAUCCUGAGAAGCCAUGGGAUUGGAGAAGAGACCAACGCAAUGCAAGGCAGGAAGCCAUUCAGGUGUACUGAAGGUCUACUGAGACUCCAGCUCUCAUUUCCCUAGAAAUGGCCCCGUGAAAAAAAAUCCCUAGAAAUGUGCAUAUAUAUAUAUAUAGUCCGAUAAUGUGGUUAAUGUUGAGUAGUUUGUUGGCAAUAUAAUGAAUGUGUGUCAAAAAAAAGUGUAUGUAUGGUUUAUGUUGCACUUAAGAGAUUAUCCAGGAGUCAGUUUGUUGUGUGUUAACCUGAGAAUGUAGAGAUGAAACGUGGUCAGUGGAAGACAUUUGCUCAGAUAUAAGAACAAGGUGUAAUCUCUGCCACGGACAGUGCGCAGUAGCAACGAAACUUGCUCAUAUCCGAGGGUAAGACAACCCGUACAAAAAUUUU